Messenger RNA from Tupaia belangeri chinensis (Chinese tree shrew), 4811 nucleotides. RefSeq names its product macrophage stimulating 1 receptor (gene MST1R). Bases 207 to 4349 code for a protein of 1380 amino acids. Gene Ontology annotation, biological process: phagocytosis; multicellular organism development; cell migration. The record is from RefSeq and is a predicted model, not a curated record. Gene Ontology annotation, molecular function: protein binding; transmembrane receptor protein tyrosine kinase activity; ATP binding. Gene Ontology annotation, cellular component: plasma membrane; signaling receptor complex. NCBI's taxonomy places the organism in Eukaryota, Metazoa, Chordata, Mammalia, Scandentia, Tupaiidae. The transcript is spliced from 19 exons.
GCGGCAGCUGGGGCGGCAGGUGAGGUGGCGCGACCAUUCCCUGCCCAUGUGUCCGCUUGCAUCAAGUGCUCAGAUCCGAGGCCAGGGAACCGGGUUGAGCUUCGCAGGAUCCCAGGGCGGGGGGCCGGCCUCCGAGAGGCUCUGGGGAUCUGUGCUGAAAAGGCCACGGCCCGCAGGGAUCCCCAAGGGGCCCCCAGUCGGCCUGGAUGGAUCUCCUCCCGUCGCCGCCGCCGUCCUCCCUGUUGCUGCUGUUGCUACUGCUAUUGCUGUGGCCUGCGGUGCCCGCGGUGGACAAGGACUGGCAGUGCCCCCGCAUCCCCUACGCAGCCUCCCGCGACUUCGACGUGAAGUAUGUGGUGCCCAGCUUCUCCGCGGGCGGUCCGGUUCAGGCCACGGCGACCUACGAGGGCGGCUCGGAUGGGAGUGCAGUGUUCGUGGCCACACGCAAUCGCCUGCACAUGCUUGGGCCUGACCUGCAGCCUAUUGAGACCCUGAUCACCGGUCCUGCUGGGGACCCUGGCUGCCAGACGUGUGCGGCCUGUGGUCCCGGCCCGCACGGCCCAGCAGGAGACACAGACACGCAGGUGCUGGUGCUGGAGCCGGCGCUGCCAGCGCUGGUCAGCUGUGGUUCGAACUUACAGGGCCGCUGCUUCCUGCAUGAGCUGGAGUCCGGCGGGACAACCCUGCACCUGGCAGCACCUGCCUGCCUCUUCUCAGCCCGCCACAACCUGCCUGAGGACUGCCCAGACUGUGUGGCCAGCCCACUGGGCACCCGCGUGACCGUGGUUGAUCAGGGCCAAGCCUCCUACUUCUAUGUGGCAUCCUCACUGGACCCAGCGGUGGCUGCCAGCUUCAGCCCACACUCCAUAUCCAUCCGGCGUCUCAAGGCCGAUGCCUCCGGGUUCGCACCAGGCUUUGCCACCCUGUCAGUGCUUCCAGAGUACCUCGCCUCCUACCGUAUCCAUUACGUGCACAGCUUCCACGCUGGAGCCUUCGUCUACUUCCUGACGGUGCAGCCGGUCAGUGUGACAGACGCUCCUGGUACCCUGCACACGCGCCUGGUGCGGCUCAGCGCCACUGAGGCGGAGCUGGGAGACUACCGCGAGCUGGUCCUCAACUGUCAUUUUGCACCUAAACGCCGACGCCGAGGGGCCCCAAAAGGUGGGCAGUCCUACCCAGUGCUGCAGGCAGCCCACUCCGCUCCAGUGGGCGCCCAACUUGCCACAGAGCUGAGCAUCACCGAGGGCCAGGAAGUGCUGUUCGGGGUCUUCACAACUGGCAGGGACAGCAGCCCUGGCGAGGGCCCCUCCUCGGUUGUCUGUGCCUUCCCUAUUGACCUGGUGGACACGCUCAUCGAUGAAGGUGUGGAGCACUGCUGUGGACCCUUUGUCCCUUCUGGCUUCCGGAGAGGCCUCGACUUCUUCCAGGCACCCAGUUUUUGUCCUAAUCCGCCUGUUCCGGAGGCCUCCAGCCCCAAUAUCAGCUGCCCUCACUUCCCUCUACUGAUCAGCCGCAGCCUCUCACGUGUGGACUUAUUCAACGGGAUGCUGGGGCCGGUGCAGGUUACUGCGUUGUACGUGACACGCCUCGAGAAUGUCACAGUGGCCCACAUGGGCACCGCUGAUGGGCGUAUCCUGCAGGUGGAGCUGGCCAGGUCACUCAGCUACUUGCUAUAUGUGUCCAACUUCUCGCUGGUCAGCAAUGGGCAGCCCAUUCAGCGAGAUGUCAGCCGCCUUGGGGACCACCUACUCUUCGCCUCAGGGGACCAGGUCUUCCAGGUACCUAUCCGGGGCCCUGGCUGCCACCACUUCCUCACCUGUGGACGCUGCCUGCGGGCACAGCGUUUCAUGGGCUGUGGCUGGUGCGGGGACAAGUGUGGCUGGCAGAAGGAGUGUCCUGGUUCCUGGCAACAAGACCGCUGUCCACCUGAGCUUACCGAGUUCCAUCCCCACAGUGGCCCCCUAAGGGGCAGCACGAGGCUGACUCUGUGUGGCUCCAACUUCUAUCUGCACCCCAACGGUCUGGUGCCUGAGGGAACCCACCAAGUCACUGUGGGUCGGAGUCCCUGCCGGGUGCUGCCCAAGGACACCUCAAAGCUCAGCCCAGUGCCCCGGAAGGACUUUAUAGAGGAGUUUGAAUGUGAGCUGGAGUCCUCGAGCACCCAGGCAGUAGGGCCUACCAACGUCAGCCUCACUGUGACUAAUAUGCCACCGGGCAAGCACUUCCGGAUAGAUGGCACCUCCGUGCUGGGAAACUUCUCUUUCGUGGAGGCUGUGCUGACAAAAGUACAACCCCUCUUUGGCCCGCGGGCAGGGGGCACCUGUGUCACCCUUGAAGGCCGGGGUCUGUCUGUCGGCGCCAGCCGGGCUGUGUUGGUCAAUGGAACCGAGUGCCUGCUGAAAGGGGUCAGCGAGGGGCGGCUUUUCUGUGUCACGCCCCCUGGGGCUGCCACGGCCAGCGUGCCCCUUCGCCUGCAGGUGGGAGGUGCCGAGGUGCCCGGUUCCUGGACCUUCCACUACAAGGAAGACCCGGUCGUGCUAGGCAUCAGCCCCAACUGUGGCUACACUGGCUCCCACAUCACCAUCCACGGACAGCAUCUGACUUCAGCAUGGCACCUACUGCUGUCGUUCCGGGACAGGCAUAGACAGGUGGAGAACAGGUGCGAGAAGCAGCUUGCGGAGGAGGAGCAGCGGUGCCGCCUGCCUGCAUAUGUGGUCCGAGGUCCCCCGGGGUGGGUGACAGGGAAUCUGAGUGUCCAGGGGGACGGAGCUGCUGGCUUCACCCUGCCUGGCUUCCGCUUCCUACCACCACCCCGCCCACCCACUGCAGAGCUAGCCCCACUGAAGCCCGAAGAGCAUGCCAUUAAGUUUCAGUAUAUUGGGCUGGGCACAGUGGCAGACUGUGUGGGCAUCAACGUGACCGUGGGUGGUGAGAGCUGCCAGCAUGAACUCCGGGGGGAUCUGGUGGUCUGCCCCCUGCCCUCCUCCCUGCAACUCGGCAAGGAUGGCGCCCCACUGCAGGUCUGCGUGGAUGGUGAGUGUCACGUCCUGGGCAGAGUGGUGCGGCCAGGCCCAGACAGGCCCUCACACAGCACACUCCUUGGUGUCCUGCUGGCCCUGCUCUUUCUCAUGGUUGUCGUGGCCACUGCCCUACUCGUCAACUGCUGGCGGCGGAAGAAGCAGCUGGGUGAGUUCUCCACUCCCACCCUGGCUCAGCCCCUCCUCCAAACAACAGCAUCUCCCUCUCUGGACCAUGAAGCAUCCUCCCCAGACAGUGGGGAUGGGUCCCGCGUCCCGCUGCUGCGGACCAAGUCCAUCCAGCUCAAGGACCUGGACUCGGCACUCCUGGCUGAGGUCAAGGAUGUGCUGAUUCCCUAUGAGCGGGUGGUCAUCCACAGUGACCAAGUCAUUGGCAAAGGCCACUUUGGUGUUGUCUACCACGGGGAGUACACGGACCAGGCCCAGAAUCGAAUCCACUGCGCUGUCAAGUCACUGAGCCGCAUCACGGAGCUGCAGGAGGUGGAGGCCUUCCUGCGAGAGGGGCUGCUCAUGCGGGGCCUGCACCACCCUAACGUGCUGGCUCUCGUGGGCAUCAUGCUGCCGCCGGAGGGGCUGCCCCAGGUGCUGCUGCCGUACAUGCGCCAUGGAGACCUGCUCCAUUUCAUCCGCUCGCCACAGCCGAACCCCACUGUGAAGGACCUUGUCAGCUUCGGCCUGCAGGUAGCCCGUGGCAUGGAGUACCUGGCAGAACAGAAGUUUGUGCACAGGGACCUGGCUGCCCGGAACUGCAUGCUGGACGAGUCAUUCACAGUCAAGGUGGCUGACUUUGGUCUGGCCCGCGACGUCCUGGAUAAGGAGUACUAUAGCGUCCAGCAGCACCGCCACGCUCGCCUACCGGUCAAGUGGAUGGCUCUGGAGAGCCUGCAGACGUACAGGUUCACCACCAAGUCCGACGUGUGGUCAUUCGGUGUGCUGCUGUGGGAACUGCUGACACGGGGUGCCCCGCCAUAUCCCCACGUUGACCCCUACGACCUCCCCCAUUUCCUGACUCAGGGUCGGCGCCUGCCCCAGCCUGAGUAUUGCCCCAAUUCUCUGUACCAAGUGAUGCUGCGAUGCUGGGAGGUGGACCCAGCAGCACGACCCAGCUUUGGAGCGUUAGUGGUGGAAGUGGAGCGGGUAGCGGCUGUGCUGCUUGGAGACCACUAUGUACAGCUGCCCGUGGCCUAUGUCAACCUGGGCCCUGGAGUCUCGGGGGAAGCCAAUGUGUUCCCGGAACAGCUGCAGUCCUCACCUGUACACAGGAGCACGGGGCGGCCCAGGCCCCUCUCAGAGCCGCCUCUGCCCACUUGACAUAAGCCCUGGGCAGGCCCGUGGGGCUGGAUCCACUCAGCAGCCUGGAGCUAACCCAAACUGCCUCUAGGCCAUGCCAGGCCGGAGGGCAGCAGCCUCCACCUUGUCCCUGCCCUUUAACCUUCAGAGGGGAUCGGAGAGGGUCAGGACACGGAGUGAGCCAGUGAGCGUGACCCCUCUGCAACACGUAUUUAUGGACUACAUGCUGUAUACACUGUCUGCUGGGCACAGGGGACUCAGCGACGACCACACGGACACUGGCCUUGGACACAGUAAAGGAACAAAUGAAUAUUCACGUACGAAUUGUGGUAAAUGCUGUCAAAGAAAGAAGGCUGCUCGGCGGGCAUAGGAGACAGUUUUAGAGAGGUGAAUACAGAGGUGAGGGGAGCCUCCCAGGAGGUGACGUUUCUGCUGAAGCUCUAGCAGGUGAAUAAAAACAGCAGGGCCAGCAGGUGAUGAGGA